AUGGCUAAUGGUAAUGGAAGUGAGCCAUCAGUUAGUGGAACGGAAUCGAUGGAAAAAGCGGUUGCUAGUUUUCUACAAGCCUUGCAAGCUAACAUCAACAAUGGGACACCGGAACAGCGAGGAGGGCCGGUUACCAUAAAACAGUUCCAGGAUCUGAAACCCACCACAUUUACUGGUGGCCCAGACCCAAUGGUAACGGAUGCUUGGGUUAAAGACAUAGAAAAGAUUUUUCGUGCUCUACCCUACACUGAGAGGCAACAGGAAUGGUGGCUUCUCACUCUGGCCAAAGAAGAAAUUAUGACGUGGGAAAGAUUCUUGGAAGCAUUCUAUGAAAAAUACUUUCCAGAUUCAUUGCGGGAACAGAAGGCAUCCGAAUUCAUACAUCUGAAGCAGGAAACCAUGACGGUGGCCGAAUAUGAGAGCAAGUUCACACAACUCGCUCGGUUUGCAACAUACGUCAUCCUCACCGAAACUCGAAAAACAAGAAAAUUUGAAGCAGGAUUGGAUGCUGGAAUUAAAGACAGGCUUGAAGUUUUGAAAUUGCCAACCUAUAUAGAAGUGGUGGACUGGGCGUACAUAGUAGAAAAGGGAAUUAAAGCCUCGCGUUCCGGAGAACCAAGCUACAAGAAGCGAUUCUGGGAAAGAGAUAACAGAAGACCUGAUGUUGCACCUCAUGAAAAGGUGAACAUGGGCACAACCAACUCAGGCCACCACGGUCCUACCAACCCCCGAUGUGGCACUAUUCCAACUUGCCCCACUUGUGGAAGGGUUCAUUAG
Molecule: messenger RNA, 777 nt
Organism: Camellia sinensis
Lineage: Eukaryota; Viridiplantae; Streptophyta; Magnoliopsida; Ericales; Theaceae
Source: RefSeq, a predicted model, not a curated record